CCUCACACCACCCCGUCGUCACUUUCACACACCUCAAUUGGUCUUGCUCUUGACAUCUCACACAUCCCUUUGCUGCUCGAGCAAGUACCUCGCCCUUUGUCCAUCCGCCCCAUCGCACCACUUGCCUUGGCCACCAACUCGUCUGUGCGCGCCAACACCCUCCCUCCCCCAACGUCUCGGCUUUUCUUUCAACCCCCCCGGUAACCACAACGCGUCGUACCCUUUCCACUGCCUCCACUUGGCCACCACCACCGGUCACCACCCACCACCAGACCUUCCCUCCCCCCCUCCAGCCGCCGCCACCACAAACCAAGGCAAUAGUUGCUUGUACGCCACCACCUCGACAUCGCCCACAGUCUCUGCGUCGCCAGCCAAAGCAGGCUUCGACCUAGACCGGUUGCUCCAUCACACAACACUAGCCUCGCCGCGUUAUCUGCCCACCCAACCCUUACGCGGCCAUCGGAGUGGCCCCGUAGAUAGUCUACCCCAACUCCACUUCUCACACCUCCCGCCAUCAUGCCUCGUGAAGCAACCCCCGCCCAGAAUGUGCUCGCGCUCUUCCAGUCGCUGCGCCUCACACCGCCGCGUCUGAUCCUCUCGCCGCCAUCGCAGCCGCGUCGCGCGUCAGUGGCCCUUAUCCUUCGCAUGAAGCCAGCCCCCGAGCUCGUGUUUGAGGGUCACGUCCCCGAGGGUUACACUGGCCCUGUCGUCCCCGCGGACCAGUUUGGUGUUGGCCUCCCCUACGAUGAUUUCCUGCGUCUCGACUGGGUGAACCACCCCAACACGACGCCCGAGCUCCUGUUCAUCAGACGGGCGCCGAGUGCGACCCCGACAAGCUCGGGCAACUACCGCUGGUCCUCGCACAUCGCCUUCCCUGGUGGCCGCCAGGAGCCUGCCGACGAGUCGGCGCUCUACACCGCUCUCCGUGAGACGUGGGAGGAGAUUGGCGUCGACUUGGCCGAGUCCGACUAUGUCCAGGUCGGUCGUCUUGACGAGAGAGAGAUCACGACGAGUCUCGGCAAGCGUCUGCUCAUGAUUCUGAGCCCGUUCGUGUUCCUCCAAACCUCGCCCAUCAGCCCCACUCCCGAGCUGCAGGCUUCCGAGGUCUCCACUGUCCACUGGAUCCCUCUUGCGUCCCUCACACCUCCGUUCGAGCCCGAGCAGUGGACCCACAUCGACAUUGACAUCAGCACGCGCCUCAGCCCGCGCAACCAGCUCAUUCGCUGGGCACUCCGCGGCCUUGUGGGCAAGAUGCAAUUCGGCUGUAUCAUGCUCCCAGACGAGCCAGACUAUGUGGCUGAGGGCAUUGACCUCAACAUGGACUUUGUCGAGCCGCCCGAGGGUGGCAGUGGCAGCUACGUCGACGCGUCGGGCAAGCGCAUGUUGCGUCUCUGGGGACUGAGCUUGGGCAUGACUCUUGACCUUGUCGCCCACAGCCCCGGUGGCACCGACUCUAGCCUGAUCGUCCCCCGCGCCAGAAGCGGAUCGCGAUCCACAAACGGCGGGUCGCCCGACCGUUCUACCACCAUCUUUGGCCCCAAGACGCCUGUGACCGUGCAGUCGUCGUUUGACCAGCACUGGUUCCCCAACGAGAAGUCGGACCUUGGUUCGUCACCAAAGUCGGCUGCGGGUGGCAACGUUGCUACAGUGAUUCAGGACCCCAAGGUCAAGCGCAAGCACAGCGUCCAGAUUGUGGACACGCGCAGACGUGGCGUCGGACCGGGAGUGACGGCCGUGUUCCCCCGCUUCUCAUACCCCGAUGUCAACUUUUGGAUCUGGGUGUUUGGAAGGAGGUAUCGCCAGGUCGUCAAGGGCUGGGAGGAUUCCGUCCGUGGCCCUGACAAGGCAGCUGACAAGCGAACCAACUGGUCAGGCGCCGCGCUGUCGACUUUCUACACCGCAGUUCGCCAUGCGCUCGUUGUUGCCAUCAUUGUGCGUGGCCUCGCAACGCUUGGCGGCGUGGCUGGCUUGACAUGGUGGCUGUUCCGACACUUUAGCAAGACUGCCUCGGAACUAUAGAUCGGAAGAGGAGAGAAGAGAAGCUGCGACGCGCGACCUGUUCGUUUACGUUCACGGUCCUUAUGUUUACCAUAGUUAGUACACGAGUGACAACCCCCAGUAGCCUGUAGGCAUUUAUCAUGUAUCUUCACCUGCAUUCGUCGA
This is a messenger RNA of Vanrija pseudolonga, 2163 nucleotides long. RefSeq lists its product with no specific name. The record is from RefSeq and is a predicted model, not a curated record. Lineage: Eukaryota; Fungi; Basidiomycota; Tremellomycetes; Trichosporonales; Trichosporonaceae. The transcript has 8 exons. The coding region runs from base 517 to 2019 and encodes 500 amino acids. Gene Ontology annotation, molecular function: coenzyme A diphosphatase activity.